Molecule: messenger RNA, 1035 nt
Organism: Mucor velutinosus
Lineage: Eukaryota; Fungi; Mucoromycota; Mucoromycetes; Mucorales; Mucoraceae
Product: 6-phosphofructokinase, alpha subunit
Exons: 2
Coding region: 1-1035 (344 amino acids)
Source: RefSeq, a predicted model, not a curated record
AUGUCUCAAUUCUCGUUAUUCUUUGGUGGAUACGGAGUGGCCAAUAUUUAUGGUCCCGCGCAGUCUUUUGACCGUCCUUCAUUUAUCUCUGAUUUUCUCUCUCUUUCUGUUUGGUCUGAUGUGUUCAACACACCUUGGAUGGUUAUGGGUGAUUUCAACAUUCACUUGCAUUCUUUGUCUACUUCUCGUCAAGCCGAUGUCGCUCCUUUUGUUCACUGGUUGCGUACUCACUUUGUCAAUUGUCAUCCGGAUGGUUUAGCUACGUUUCCAAAGAGCAAUACUUGUAUUGAUUACAUCUUUGGUCACUCUUCUCUUGCUCCUCGUUUGACUAAUAGUCAGUUACUAUAUAUGCCUAGUAGGUGGACGGAUCACUCUCUUUUGACUGUUGAAAUGUUGCCUGCGACAGCUAGUAUUGGUCCUGGUAGUUGGCGGUUCAAUCCAACUCUGCUUGAUGAUAAGGAAUUUGUUGCGUUGUUGAAUGCCACGGUGUCAUUGUUCUUCUCUGGUGCUGUUGGUGGUGGGUCUAAGGGUGUCAAUACUAGUCAAGGUGGCAGUGGUGACUCUGAAAGCACGGUGGCUAGAUGGGAAUCCUUCAAGUUGUUACUAAAGUGCUGUGCACAAAAGUACACUAGAAGCAUGAAAGCACGAUUCAAGAACAAAGUUUUUACGCUUCAACUGGAACGUAUUAGGGCUCUGUCAACGUCUGUAUCAGGUGUUGAGACUAGGAAUGCUAUUGAUCAAACUGACAGAGUGUCUACUGCUACAGGUGAUGCUGAGCAGCAGGUCAGGCAACUAGAAGUUUUGAUUGAGAAUCAGAUACAGAAAGAGACUAGUCAGAAUAUGCUUCGCUCUGCCACUCGUUGGUUAGAACAGGGAGAACGUAGCAACAAGUAUUUCUAUCGUUCGAUCAAAGGUGCGAGAGUCUCAACAGACAAUUCAAUCCUUAAAGUGCUCUACUACUGGAGAUAUCUUGGUGGAAGCAGCAGCUAUCAACAGGGAGGCACAAGGUUUUUACCAAAGGCUAUAUACCCCUGA